Hyla sarda is the source of this 4551-nucleotide messenger RNA. RefSeq names its product protein phosphatase 2 regulatory subunit B''gamma (gene PPP2R3C). The transcript has 14 exons. Gene Ontology annotation, biological process: cortical cytoskeleton organization; positive regulation of B cell differentiation; microtubule cytoskeleton organization. Gene Ontology annotation, cellular component: centrosome; spindle. The record is from RefSeq and is a predicted model, not a curated record. The coding region runs from base 295 to 1641 and encodes 448 amino acids. Lineage: Eukaryota; Metazoa; Chordata; Amphibia; Anura; Hylidae.
CAUCUAUUAACCGUCGUCUCUAGAAACGGGCGCCAUUUUUGCAUAGAUCAUUCGGCGCUGUACAUGAAAGAGGUCUGCAGAAAAAUGUCUUUUUGCCUACAGUUUACGUGCGGAGUUAGAGACGUCGUAUAAAACUGCCAUGGAGACCAUAGUAACUGCCGGGAGAAACAAAGUGCGAGGAAGUGACGCGGUGAGGAAAGUCGUGUUGUGCUGUGGAAACGAUUACAGAGCAGAGGGGGAUGUGGGAGAGAAUUGUGCAGGAUAUCUCAUCUAGAUAAUUCACAUUGCAGUAGAAUGGACUGGAAGAAAAGUCUCAAAGAAAAGCUGGAAAAAGAUAAUAAAGCCAGAAAAAGUGAGGAAGAGAUGAAAGAUGAAGAAAUGACCAUUUUCACCAAGUUUUAUGCAGAAUGGAAAGGUGGCCAGAAUGACUCAAAAUCCCAAAGCAUCCCUCGAUUCUACUACAGGUUACCAGCAGAGGACGAGGUGUUACAGCAGAAGCUGAGGGAAGAGUCACGAGCUGUCUUUUUACAGAGGAAGAGCCGAGAAUUACUAGACAAUGAGGAACUGCAGAACUUAUGGUUUCUUCUGGACAAGCACCAGUCAUUUCCCAUGAUUGGUGAGGAAGCCAUGAUUAACUAUACCAACUUUCAAAUUGUUGGUGAAAAGGCUGGGCCAAAAUGCAAGCCAUUUUUUACAGCUAAAGUCUUCAGCAAACUUAUUUACAAUGAUCCCUAUGGCAGGAUAUCAAUUAUGCAGUUUUUCAACUAUGUUAUGAGAAAAGUAUGGCUCCACCAAACAAGAAUAGGUUUAAGCCUGUAUGACGUGGCAGGUCAAGGCUACCUGAGAGAGUCGGACUUGGAGAAUUAUAUCCUUGAGCUUAUUCCUACCCUGCCUCAACUGGACGGUUUAGAGAAAUCCUUUUAUUCUUUCUAUGUCUGCACUGCUGUCAGGAAAUUCUUCUUUUUCCUUGAUCCUCUAAGGACAGGAAAGAUAAAAAUACAGGAUAUUUUAGCUUGUAGCUUCUUGGAUGAUUUACUGGAGCUACGUGAUGAAGAACUUUCUAAAGAAAGUCAAGAAUCUAACUGGUUUUCAGCCCCCUCUGCACUGAGGGUUUAUGGUCAGUAUCUUAAUCUUGAUAAGGAUCACAAUGGGAUGCUGAGUAAAGAAGAGCUGUCCCGAUACGGAACUGGUACCUUGACUAGUGUCUUUUUAGAUCGAGUGUUCCAGGAAUGCUUGACCUACGAUGGCGAAAUGGACUAUAAGACAUAUUUAGACUUUGUCUUAGCUCUGGAGAACAGGAAAGAACCAGCUGCCCUGCAGUAUAUAUUCAAGCUUCUGGAUAUUGAAAACAAAGGCACCCUGAAUGUAUUUUCUCUGAAUUACUUCUUCAGGGCCAUUCAGGAACAAAUGAAAAUUCAUGGACAAGACCCUGUCUCUUUUCAAGAUGUAAAGGAUGAAAUCUUUGACAUGGUAAAACCAAAAGAUCCGCUUCGCAUUACACUUCAAGAUCUUAUCCAUAGCAGCCAAGGAGACACUGUGUGCAGUAUUCUUAUAGAUCUUAAUGGGUUCUGGACAUAUGAAAACCGAGAAGUCCUUGUAGCUACAGAUGGAGAAAGCCCUGCUGACACUGAAGAUACAUAGGCAUUAACUGAAAAAGACUACUUCAGUCUAUUAGACCUAACCCUGUUGUUUGUUUCAUAUUUAUGGAAUAUUGUGUGAAUACUAAAAUAGAAAUAAUGUGGAUGAACUUUUUUUAUUUUAAGACACUUUUGUGCUUAGCUUAAUAAGAGUAGUGGCUUCUCAAAAAGGAGAUAUCAAACUUUUCCCAAGCAAGAAAUAUCUGGGAAAAAUGGGCAGAGCUCCUCAUGGGAUGGUUACGUUUUACCAAUAUGGAGAGAAAUAGGUGAAAAUAGAACCCACAGUGUUUCCGUGGUCCUCCCACCUGAUACAGUUGUGUAAAAGACACAACUACACAUGUGCAUGCAAGAAGUGGUGCUGCCUCCCGGUGUCAGCUCCAGUGACAAACCGACCGAUGAUAUAUAGUGCGUGCAAUAGAGGAAAAACCUGGGUAAAUGGCUCAGCCCACGGAUGAAACCACGAUGGAGAUGUUAGUAAAUGUAGAAAAUACUUUAUUAGCCAGACAACGCGUUGCGGGGCUUUGGAUCCCCUUCAGGUAUAAUGGCAUCAUAGCAAACAUAUCCUCCAAGUCACAAUAAAUUUCCAGUGCCAACUUCUAGUCACAUCAGUGUUGUGGACAUAGAGAAGUGCAGUGCUUGUACUCACUGAGAAUUUUUAUGCCAGCCAUUAACCUCCCAGUCACGUUAUUCAGCAUUUUAUCAGAGAGGGGCAGAUAGCUUUUCGUUGCCUCAUACAUAUCAACAAGCUGCCUUAACUGCAUGAACCUUAUCACAGGAGGAAAGUGUGAUUUUUCAGCGCAAUUCUGAGUAUUUUUCCCACAAGAAAUCAUCUGCUGCUUAUACUAGUCUGUAGACUGUCACAGAGUAUUAAAGAAUGGUGUCAACUGCUGGUUAUUAUACAGAGUGCAAUUUUGGGUUUAAUACCCUUUUUUUUUUUUUUUUUUUGUGGUGCUGCACUGUUGUGUCCUGCUGCUGUGCAAAAAUACGUAUUUUUAUUCAGCGAACUGUAGUGCAUUUUUCUGCCCUCAUACCUACAUCAAAGCAGUCUUCUAUUUUGAGCCUGUUAAUCUGUCAAUGGCCUACAUACUGUGAAAGUCCAAGCAAUAAUAAUCCCCGGUUUUACAAAAAUACCGUUUUUUGGCAUAUUGUAGCACAUUUUUCUGCCCUCAUCAGUGCAUACCGCAUACCUACAUCUAAGUAGUGUACUAUUUUGUACUUGUUAAUCUGUCAAGGGCCUAGAUACUGUGAAAGGACAGCCAAUAGUACACACCUGCUGCUGUUCUAGACAAAUACUGUUUUAAGUGUAGUGAAGCGUAUUGUACUUCCCUCAUAUACGCAAUAAGUAUGUCAGGAAUAGUAUUGCCAGGACGUGCACAGAGGUGUGGCAGAGGUCACAGCAGAGUAGGGGUGUGUGCUAGCCGGAGUCGCAGCGAGAGGUCUGAGCUCCCGGUGUCAGCUAGCAGUCGUGUCACUCCAGACACUGCACUGAACUACAUCAGGAUGACAAAGACCCUUUCACUAUCUGUCCCAUCGACCACAUUCCCAACCAUAUCCCCAACAGAUUUGAAACCUUAAUAAGAAGAGAGAUGUUCUGGAUCUUCCACCUGGACACACUACAACCGCAAGGUCUCAACGAAGCCACCAAACUAAUACGUUAAACCCCCUUACCUCAUCCUCUCCCCCCAACCCCACACAUCACCCGCCUAUACCCACCCCCAAAAUGAUAACCCCCUACAUAUUCCAUCCAUAUUCCCACAUCCCCCAAAUAGGUCCAUACUACAACCUAUAUGCACAUUGAAAAAACUGCUGUACAGUAACAAGACAGCGGAUAUGACAUACUAACAAUACAGCUGACAGCUACAUGUUAAUAUUAAUAUACAUAAACUUAGACCAAUGAUAUCUAUCUCAAUAGGUUCCUACAACAGCCUAUAUAAACAUUGGACACACCAGCAAUACAGCUGACAGCUGUACAGUUGCAUAUGAACAUACCACUCAGACCGGUGUUUAUAUUUAUACCCUCCUCUUUGCCCCUUGCACAUUAUGUGACCAAUGUAUACACCCUCCUGGUUGUCUCCAUGCACAAUAGAGGUGUUUAUUUGACCAAUGUAUAUACCCUCCUGUUUGCCUCCUUGCACAGCAAAUGACUAUUGUUUUUUUUCCCUCCUCGUGACAAAUGUAUAUACCAUAUACACCGCCACAUCAUUGCACAAUGUAAGCGCAUCUAACCCACUGCCACAUCAUUACAAAAUGUAAGUGUAUCCAUUUCACACUGCAGCAUAUGUGGAUUUCAUGUAAUACACUGCUGCCACCUACUGGCAAACCACAAUAUCUACAAACCACCCAUUCAUAACAUUACACACACUACAAACCAUCCAUUCGUUUCCUCUCACUUCAACAACCUACAUUCAACACAUCCCUAUUCAAUUAAUGUGUUCUCCUUAUAAGGCAUCCUAUUGACCCAGUUCCCACGCCAAUUGACCUAGAUCUGUCACACAUAAAUUAAAGAAUAACUAUACACUCACCUGCCCGGGAUUUGAACCCACAGCAGAGUCUCCCAUACACUCCGCAAACCCCCUUCCUCCUGUACAGCAUUUAUCUCCUCUUCCGAGAGUUCUCCAUAGACCACAACGUGCCCAUGUAUUCCAACAGGCAGACAAUCAGUGUUAUAGAGCUACCCCACUCUGUCCUAUACACCACCACCACAAUAAGGGGAGGCUGACGUCACAGACCCAGCCUCCAAUGGAAAUCUAACUCGCCAAAUUCAAAUGUUAAUGUAUGAAUGCAUAUGUAUAUAUUCUGUACACUGUUUGAACACACUGUAAUGCGGACCUGACGAAGGAGGGAGCCCCUCAGAAACGUUGUCCAUCCUGAAUAGAUCCUUUUUAUGACUAUUAAUAAAAAGUGAUCACCACCA